Molecule: messenger RNA, 588 nt
Organism: Dracunculus medinensis (Guinea worm)
Lineage: Eukaryota; Metazoa; Nematoda; Chromadorea; Rhabditida; Dracunculidae
Source: the annotation of a GenBank genome assembly
AUGAAUUGGGCCAUUUCACAGGAUCGAGUUUACAAGCAGUUAAAUACAUACUAUGCCGAAUGUAUCGACGAUACUCUGUUCACGAUAGGUGUAGCGGUGGCAAAAGGAGAUGAAAAGCGUAUAAAACCAAGAAAGCCGAUAGAUUAUGCGGAAAUUGAAUUAUCUUGGUUUAAAGGAUUAAAUUGGAAAAUGCAUCCUGAAUGGCGGUACUGCUUGCUAAAUGACAGUGACUCUUCGCUUACUGCUGAAGAAGCAUUUAGAGUAUACGUAGAACAAAUGCGACAUGAAGGAGCACUACCUCGUCUUUGUGAAUCUAGGCGACAACUCGUUGACAGAUUCAUUUUUGACAUGAAAGUUACCAAUGGACUGAUCGAUUUGUGGAAUUACAAUGCUAAAACGUGUAAGAAGUACGAUUAUAGGAGGCAAAUUCACAUAGUUUUUUUGGCGACGCCUUCAGGUCUUAUAAAAUAUUGGGAUGAAAUUCCUGAAGACCUAACUUAUAACGAUCCUAACUUGGUUAACAUAUCACAAUCAACGAAAUCAUUUGGUACUCCAUCCCAGCAACAAAAGUUGGUUUUUUUCCGAUGA